AAUGCUAACUUGAUCUACCCUCCCCUCCCUAGUGACUAUCUUUGCAGUUAGAAACAAAAUGGCGUCUCGUAGGCUUUUCCAAAUUUCUCGAGGUAUUCUUGGAUUGCGAACUGCAUCUUUGGCUCAACCUCAAUAUGCUCGUGCUUUUUGCUCAGCCCAAAAGCCAUUUGAACACAUAAUAACUGAAGUACGAGGCGAUAAAAAGAAUGUAGGGUUCAUCCAACUGAACAGGCCUAAAGCACUGAAUGCUCUCUGUGAUGCCCUAAUGUUUGAAUUGAGCGAUGCGUUGGACGCUUUUGAGAAGGAUGAGAAUAUUGGAGCUGUUUUGCUGACUGGUAGUGAAAAGGCUUUUGCCGCUGGUGCAGAUAUCAAAGAGAUGCAGCCAUUGACAUACCAGAAGUGUUUGUCUGGUGACUUUCUUGGACACUGGACAAGGGUAGCAAAAUGUCGCAAGCCAGUUAUUGCAGCUGUUAAUGGCUAUGCUUUAGGUGGAGGAUGUGAGCUUGCUAUGAUGUGCGACAUAAUCUAUGCUGGCGAGAAGGCCAAGUUUGGACAACCAGAAAUCCUACUUGGUACAAUUCCAGGUGCUGGAGGUACUCAGAGACUUGCAAAGGCUGUAGGGAAAUCUCUUGCCAUGGAAAUGGUUCUAACCGGAAACCCUAUUGAUGCAAAUAGAGCCCUUCAAUCAGGACUUGUGAGUGCAGUGUUCCCUGUUGAUGAACUCGUAAACAAGGCACAAAAGACAGCAGAAAAGAUAGCUGGGUUAUCAAAACUCAGUGUUGGAAUUGCCAAAGAAACUAUUAACGCAGGUUAUGAGAUGCCUCUUCAAGAAGGAUUACAUUUUGAAAAGAGAAUGUUCCAUUCAACAUUUUCUUUGGAUGACAGAAAAGAAGGAAUGUCAGCAUUUGUGGAGAAAAGAAAGGCCAAUUUCACUGAUAACUAAAUGUCAGUUCCUACAGGAAAUUAAUAUAAAGAAAACAAACAGACCAGUUAGACCAAAGCUGAAAUUUUGUAAGACCUUAGCGAACAUGUUAUGCAACUUUUUUCAUAAUCAUUGAUAUAUUGCAGGAGUUUUAAGUCUAAAUUCGAUUAACACAGGGGUAAAUUGUAUGGAGUGUUAUCUUGUAAAAUGACUGAAAAACAUAAUUGGGCAUGACAAUGGUUAACUUACUGUUGGUUCACUCUUGUUUUGAAUAAAAAAUCCAUGUGGAUUCUUAUUAGCCAUAAGUAGAAUGGAUAAUAUUAUUCAUCAUGGAAUUUAAAUAUUA
Actinia tenebrosa (Australian red waratah sea anemone) is the source of this 1268-nucleotide messenger RNA. Its product is annotated as enoyl-CoA hydratase, mitochondrial. The record is from RefSeq and is a predicted model, not a curated record. Gene Ontology annotation, molecular function: catalytic activity. Gene Ontology annotation, cellular component: mitochondrion. Lineage: Eukaryota; Metazoa; Cnidaria; Anthozoa; Actiniaria; Actiniidae. Gene Ontology annotation, biological process: fatty acid beta-oxidation.